GAGCGUCUGCCGAAAAGUGACGUCAUUUAAUGGCGGAUACAGCAUUACUUUCACAAAAUUUUUGGUGUUGUUUCGAAUUUCCGUUAAUCUUGUGAAUAAGUUGAUCUUUUAGAAGCGUCAAAAUGAUAAUUACAUUAAAGACAUUACAGCAGCAAACAUUUAAGAUAGAAAUUGGAGAGGACGAGCCGGUAAAAGUACUGAAAGAAAAAAUAGAAAAAGAAAAGGGAAGUGAAACAUUCCCAGCUGCUGGACAGAAACUUAUAUAUGCAGGAAAAAUUCUUGAUGAUGAGAAACCAGUCGGCACAUACAAGAUUGAAGAAAAGAACUUUGUUGUUGUUAUGGUAACAAAGCCCAAGCCUGCUGCAGUGUCUACACCUACUCCAGCAGCGGGGGCAACAUCAACGCCACCUGCAACAGAAACUGCACCCACCCCAACACAGACAGCACAGGUCACACCGGCCCCAGCAAAAGAUGAACCGAAGACUGAAGAACCGAAGUCAGAACCCCCUUCAAAUACUACAAGCACGACAGACACAACAGCAUCAGAAUCUUCAUCAGCAACAACAACAACAACGGCCUCAGAAGUAUCACAGCAAUCCCAGUCGGAGACUUCGGUUACGUCGGACAUGAGCACAACUAGUGCCGAGAGUGCCCUAGUUACUGGAUCGUUGUAUGAGGAAGCCGUCACUCAGAUGGUGAGCAUGGGGUUCCCACGGGAACAGGUACAGCGAGCCAUGAGAGCCAGCUUCAAUAACCCUGAUAGAGCUGUUGAAUAUUUAUUUAAUGGUAUUCCAGAAAUGCCUCGAGAGGAGCCUCCCCCAGCUGCAUCUCAGCCUACUGGCACGCCGGCAACGACUGGUGGAACACCUGCUGCAGGAGCACAGUCAGCAGGAACAGGAGAGACAACCCCACAGGCUCCCGCUCCCACCCAGCCUGCAACACAACCAGCCACUCAGCCUGCCGCUGGUGGUACGGGUACGACUAGUCCAGGAACACUGAGCGGGCCACCUCCUGGGGCCCGACUCUCUGGAGAGGAGACAUUAGCUUUCUUAAGAAAUCAACCCCAAUUUCAACAUAUGAGAACAUUAUUACAACAGAAUCCUGCUUUGUUACCUGAACUUUUACAACAGAUAGGAAGAUCUAAUCCAACACUCUUACAGAUGAUCAGUCAGAAUCAAGAGCAGUUUAUUGCCAUGUUAAAUGAGACUGGUGGAGAGAGUGGAGGGGGCGGAGGUGGUGCUCCUGGGGGUCGUUCACCUGGAGAGGGAGUCAUUCAUGUGACACAGGAAGAAAAAGAAGCCAUUGAUAGAUUAAAAGCCCUUGGAUUUCCCGAAGGAAUAUGUAUUCAAGCAUAUUUUGCAUGUGAAAAGAAUGAAGAAUUAGCUGCUAACUAUCUUUUAAGUCAUGGUUUUGAUGAUGAUGACAGUUGAAAGUUUUACAUAAAGUCCUUUUUUCUUAAGACGUUCAUUAAUUGGAUGGUAUAUUUCACUGUUGAAAUAAUUUAUUAUAUCUAAGACCAUGGCGAGUCUGUAUUCAAGUUUAAGUGAUAGUGAACUUCAUAAUGCUUCAGGACACUGUUUUCAGUUAUUAAGUUUUAAUUGCUGCAAAGCUCAUUUACCUACCUUUAAUACAAAACUGACAGGAAUUUCUGGAUAAAUUCAGGUACAUGUAUAUUCAUGUUCAACUAAAAAAAAAAAAAAGACAAUAUGGAAUAUGGAAAAAGUGUUUUGUUUUCUAAAGAAACAGAGAGAAAUUAGAUGAUAGUUUAGUCAUGCAUUAUUGACAUAAAAAAAGGAAAACAAGACUAUGGUGGUUAAAUAAGGAAAGCUAAACCAGAGAAUAAAGCUCUGUGAUGUGUUCUACAUUCAGCAUGUGUCGGCCUACAGAGUUCCAGCUACAAGAAAAAUCAGACUGUCGCUUCCAGACAUGGUGUACCACUGCUGACUUAACGUUUUUUCCGAGCAACAGCUAUAUUUUACUUGCUCUCUAUGAUAUUGUUGACAAAGAUCAUCAAGAUGUUAGCAUUUUGAAAUAUGGCAUUUUUUUGAUGGUUAUAUUUUCUAAAAAUUCUUUAAAUAGUUGGGCAACAUGAUUUAGGUGUGUAAGUGUAGUCCCAUUUUCCUGAUUUACAGUACUUUAAAAAAUGGUAAAGUGUUGGUGAACUUUAGGAGAGUCAAACAAAAAUUUGGCAUAUCUGUGAUGAAUAAAUGAUAAAUGUUCCUGCUGACUUCUGAAGACAAAAGGUAUCAACCUUUCAAUGAGUCUGGCCCAUACACAGACAGACAGUGAUGGACAGUUAAGGUUAGAGUGAUUUGGUUAUACCAGUUUGGAAGGCUGAUCUAUUACAUGACAUAAAACAUAAAUACACAUUAAACUUGUGUAGAUGUAUGUUUGUGAAUAAUAAUUUAUAAUUACUUCAGUUUUUAUAACAGAGUAGGCAGGACAUUCCUCCAGAUGAACAUUAAAAAUGUAAUAUACACUUUAACAAUGUAAACUAAAUAUCAGAAAGUCAUGAUUCAGUACAUCAUUUUUAAUCAGAUUAAAUAUUAUUUUAAAAAGCUUGCAUAUACAACAAUGAAAUAAAUCAUGUUAAGCUGGUAGAGUUAGUAAGUCAAACCGUUCAACUGGUAGGAGUAAGUGAACACAGAAAUGUUGUAUGCUGAUUAUGAUAACUUUCCUGAUCUCUGUUAAUUUUGUGUUGGACAUCAUGCUUAUAUAUUAGCUUAUUGGUGCAUGAAGUUUGGUUCAUUUGCAAUGUUUGGUGCACACAUUUUUAUGUGAAAAGUCUGCCGCAACGAUUAAAAAACACUUUCAGUCUCAGUCUGAGAGAAAAGAUUUUUUGCCGUUACAGUUUAUUUUGUAGAUGAAAUUUGAAACAACUUUGUUCAGUUUAUUAGAAUUAGCAGAUUUAGCUUAACAUAAAAAAUUGUUUCAGAUGACAAGUAUAAGUAUUAUUUUACAAGUUCUAACCUUUCAAGUAGAGCAAAUGAUUUGACAUAAAAUUCUUGUGUGUGUUUUUUUUUUUUUCAACGUUAUUAUUUGAAAUUGUUAAGCAAAUUUUUCCCUGCUUUUUCAGCAGCACCAAGUUCUUUUAAAUCCUAUACAUAUAGUAUGUACAAGAAGUUCUGUAAAAUGACUAAUACAUUUUUGUGUCCUUUGUGUAUGUGUAUAGUCACAUCCAUUUUAGAUGCAUAAUAUCAACUCUUUUACUUAGUCGUAAACAAAAAAUUAAAGUGAAAACAUACAUGAAAUGUAAUGUCUUCUUGUUCAGUUGUUGAUUAUUAGGUGAUAUAAAUACAAUAAAAACUUCAUUGUAAUGAUGGAAAAUUGUACAGAUUCUCCCAAGCCAUAUAUCACAUUACUGAUGUGUGUCAAAGUUUGAUGGUGAAAAUGUUACCAUUUUGUUCAAAAUGAAUGAUAAAGCAUUGUCAAUUAAAUAUAUAAAAUUCA
Molecule: messenger RNA, 3450 nt
Organism: Mercenaria mercenaria
Lineage: Eukaryota; Metazoa; Mollusca; Bivalvia; Venerida; Veneridae
Product: UV excision repair protein RAD23 homolog B-like
Exons: 9
Coding region: 123-1430 (435 amino acids)
Biological process (GO): proteasome-mediated ubiquitin-dependent protein catabolic process; nucleotide-excision repair
Cellular component (GO): nucleoplasm; cytosol
Molecular function (GO): proteasome binding; damaged DNA binding; polyubiquitin modification-dependent protein binding
Source: RefSeq, a predicted model, not a curated record